Messenger RNA from Suillus subalutaceus, 339 nucleotides. Its product is annotated as H/ACA ribonucleoprotein complex, subunit Gar1/Naf1. The record is from RefSeq and is a predicted model, not a curated record. Gene Ontology annotation, biological process: ribosome biogenesis; snoRNA guided rRNA pseudouridine synthesis. Gene Ontology annotation, cellular component: box H/ACA snoRNP complex. Lineage: Eukaryota; Fungi; Basidiomycota; Agaricomycetes; Boletales; Suillaceae. The transcript is spliced from 2 exons. Gene Ontology annotation, molecular function: box H/ACA snoRNA binding. The annotation marks the transcript as partial.
CGCGGUGGGGGACGUGGAGGAUUCCAGCAGCGUGAUUUUGGUCCUCCAGCUACAGUCGUCGAAAUGGGGACAUUCAUGCAUGCUGUAGAGGAUGAAAUGUUGUGCUCCUCUCUCAUAUCAGACAGAGUACCCUACUUCAACGCCCCCAUUUACCUCCAAAACAAAUCUGUGAUUGGCAAAGUUGACGAGAUCCUUGGCCCUAUCAAUGAAGUUUAUUUCUCAGUCAAAAUGGGAGAAGGUAUGGUUGCAAGCAGCUUCAAGAAAGGGGAUACAGUAUAUAUCGGAGGUGAUAAAUUGCUACCCAUUGAGCGAUUCCUCCCAAAACCAAAAGUUGCAGGU